Molecule: messenger RNA, 1329 nt
Organism: Ipomoea triloba (trilobed morning glory)
Lineage: Eukaryota; Viridiplantae; Streptophyta; Magnoliopsida; Solanales; Convolvulaceae
Product: ankyrin repeat and SAM domain-containing protein 6-like
Exons: 1
Coding region: 87-1031 (314 amino acids)
Molecular function (GO): protein binding
Source: RefSeq, a predicted model, not a curated record
UCCACUAGAUUCUCUCCCCUCUCUCGCUUAUCUCUCACGCUCUAUCUCUCACUCUCUCCUCCACUCUCCCUCACUCCCCCCCUUCCAUGGCUGAGCUACAGCCGUCGGAGAUCCCCGCCGCCGCCGCUCCACCGCCAGCCGCCGCCGCCGCGUCGAUAGCGCCGGCUCCGCCUCCAGCCGAAUCCGCCGCCGCCGCCGCCGCCGCCGCGAACAGCGGCGCGGCGGCGGCCAGUUUGGGGCAAGGGCUGGCUCCGAAGCGGCAGCGGCGGCCGAGCGUGAGAUUGGGCGAGAUCGGGGAGUCUCCUUACGACGCGCCGCCGCGGCGCGGGCCGAAGACGUGGCGGUUCCACAAGGACCCGUCUCUGGCAGCUAAGACCUCCAAGAUCCGACCCCUAACGAACCUCGUAAACGGCGCCGUAUCGGCCGGGGAAAAUUACGACGAGGCCAACGCCGUCAACGAGGACAACAACAACAACAACAACAAUUUCGCGUUCGAUUUGGGGAAUCGGAAGCCCAAGAUGAAGCCGCGGCCCACCAAGCGGGCGCGCACCAAUUGGACGGCCUCCUCUUCGAAAUUCGACGCCGUCAACGGCGGAAUCGAAGGCGAGAGCUUCUUCCGUGAGGAGAAAGACCACGCAGACCACGAAGAGUUCCGCGAUUUCGAGCCUGAGGGCUCCGAAAGCCCCUUAAAAGAGCAGAGCCCCGUUAAUUCCAUGGAAAACCUAGGUCUCCAGUAUUGGGACCGGCGCGCCAAUAGGGCACGCCUAUCGGAAAGCCGAGAUAACGAUAAUCUCAACAACGGAGGAAUUCACACAGAAAUGAAUUCCCAGGACCGGAGUUCCGGCGUGAGGGACUGGCUAAUCGGCCUCGGCCUUGGCCGGUACUCCCCGGUUUUCGAAAUUCACGAGGUAGAUGACGAGGUUUUGCCGAUGUUAACGUUGGAAGAUCUCAAGGAUAUGGGGAUUAACGCCGUCGGCUCCCGCCGGAAAAUGUACACUGCCAUCCUGAAGCUCCGGAAAGGAUUUUCGUGAGUACCAGAACUAGAUAUUAUAUAUAUAUAAAUAUGCAGUUAACUCUAAUGGGUUUUCUCUUUUUGUUCAUCUGUUUUCUGCCUUCUUUUUUUCCUAUAUUAUUAACCUGAAUAAUGGUAUAAAUGCUACCUAGUUUUGGAGUUAGAUUUCUUUCCUUGUUUUCUCAUGGUUUGGAUAUGUUUAGCUAUUGUGAAUAUGUACUCCUUGAUACACAUGAAAGUGACAAGAAAAAGGAAACUUGAUUUAGUAAUGUACCAUUCUCAUGAUGCCAAUCUUUCAAAUGAAGUUUAGAAGUGAA